AUGAAGAGACAACGGGAGCCUUCUAGCAAGUCCAAGAAGGCGAAGAAGGCAAAGUUGGGAGAAACUUCUGGGUCAAGACCUCCAGUCCCUCUGGCUGAUUCUCCAAGUAAGUUUAUACCUCUUUCCCGCUCUGUAAAACAUAAGUCUAUAGCUUCUUCUCUUCCCCAAACCACUUCCGUCUACACCUCAUCUGAAACACCCCCCUCAACCACCAGAACCUCAAACACACCAUCUCUCAAAUUCAACCUUGCAACCACUACACUACCCGUUUCUGAAGCAGAAAUGUUGAACGAAACUACCUUACCAUCAUCAUCCUCACCUUCAUCCCCACCAUACUAUAUUCUUUCAUCUGACAACGAACCAUCUGACCCCCAAUCCCCCACUCUAGCUCAGCUUCAAGCUCGUGCUCUGGCCUCUCAACAGCCAUCACAAACUGAACAUGAACCUGAAGUCACUUCCCCACCCCAUGAACAACAAAAUCCACCUCCAUCUGAUCAACCUCAAACACCACCAUUUGCACAACAACCUAAUCCACAUCCUGAACAACCAAUACCCUCACCAUCUGAACUUCAACCAAAUCCUCAACCCGAACAAACAACACCAUCUCCCUCUGAUAUUCCCCCGCCACAAAGCUCUGCUACCGUCAUCACUCCUAUUCAAAAUCCAGAUGACACCAACCAAAAUCCAAACGAAGCUCUGUUUUGUAUGCAUGCAGAAGACGAUGAAGAGAAACAAGACUUUAAUAAUAGACUAAAAAAACUAUUAGAGAAACCACUGAUAGUUAAAAACUAA
Lathyrus oleraceus (garden pea) is the source of this 792-nucleotide messenger RNA. RefSeq names its product extensin-like. Lineage: Eukaryota; Viridiplantae; Streptophyta; Magnoliopsida; Fabales; Fabaceae. Bases 1 to 792 code for a protein of 263 amino acids. The transcript has 2 exons. The record is from RefSeq and is a predicted model, not a curated record.